Messenger RNA from Ictidomys tridecemlineatus (thirteen-lined ground squirrel), 5279 nucleotides. The record is from RefSeq and is a predicted model, not a curated record. Lineage: Eukaryota; Metazoa; Chordata; Mammalia; Rodentia; Sciuridae.
CUUAGCGGGAAGAGUCAAGAGGCAGAAAUAUAACCCCGAAAGGGGACCGAAACUCAAGGACUCGGCCGUGCAACUCCUGCGACGCCACCAGAGCCUGAGUGACCUUCUGCUCGAGGUGGAAGCUCCACCCUGUGGAAAGCCGCGCCUCGACGCAGUGAUGGGUUGUGACAGUGACCAGGGCUCCACGGGCGGCUCUUGUUCUUUCAUAGGCUCUGCUUUUCAGGAUCAGGCCUUGAAGCUGGGGGUUCCUGUGGGGAUCCUGUCAGCAAGGACAGUUGCCUGCAGUAUGAAGAGGGUCUGCGAGGAGCCUAGCCAUCCCGUGCUGCUCAGCACUGAGCAAAGAAAGAAACUAUCUUCCUUGCUUGAGAUUGCUCAGUAUCUUCUGGCACAUAGCAUGUUCUCCCGCCUCUCCUUCUGCCAAGAAGUAUGGAAAGCACAGAACUCUCUCUUGCUUGAAGCUGUGUGGCGUCUUCAUGUGCAAAGUGUCGUGAGCCUACAAGAGCUGCUGGAAAGCCAUCCUGACAUGCGGGCCGUGGUGGCGUGGCUCUUCAGGAACCUGCGCCUCCUGUGCCAGCAGAUAGACACCUCCUGCCCAUCCCUGGACAUCGCUAGGGCUGUGCUCUCUGAUUUUGUGGAGCUGUUGGUUUCACAGGGAUUUCAGGAAAACUCGGAUCUGAGAAGAGUGGAGGAGACUGGAACAAUGUCCCAGGUGGCUGCUGAGGUGCUGCAGAGCAUGCUCUCACUGGCACUUGACGCUUUGGCUGCCGGCCUUCAGGAGGAGUCCUCUGAUCACAGGGUGGUGAGCUGCUGGCUUGGCGUGUUCCAGGCUCUCCCGUGUGGUGGGGUUUCUGCGGAUGCGCUGAAGAGGUUCCUCAGCCACACCCUGACCCAGGUUCUCACUCACAGCCCUGUACUGAAAGCGUCUGAUGCAAUUCAGAGGCAGCGAGAGUGGAGCUUCGUCAGGACCCACCCUCUGCUCACCACGCUGUACCGCAGGCUCCUGGUGAUGCUGAGUCCAGAGGAGUCAGUCGGCCGUUUGCAGGAGGUUCUGGAGACACGUGAGGUCAACUGGCAGCGCGUGCUGUCCUGUGUGUCUACACUGGUCGUCUGCUUCCCAGAGGCACUGCAGCUGGUGCAAGAUUGGGUGGCCCGUUUGAUGGCCCAUGCCUUCGAGAGCUACCAUCUGGACAGCAUGGUCACUGCCUUCCUGAUUGUGCGCCAGGCUGCCCAGGAGGGCCCCUCUGUAUUCCCAUCCUACGCAGACUGGUUCAAGGCCUCGUUUGGGAGUGCACGGGGCUACCACAGCUGCAGCAAGAAGGCUUUGGUCUUCCUUUUCAAGUUCCUGUCCAGCCUCGUGCCCUGGGAAGCCCCCCGGUACAUGCAGGUGCAUGUUCUCUACCCGCCCCUGGUGCCCGGGAAGUACCGCACCCUCCUCACUGACUACGUUGCCCUGGCUAAGACUCGGCUGGCUGACCUCAAGGUUUCUCUGGAGAAUAUGGGGCUCUACGAGCAUUUGUCCUCAAGUGAGGAUGUCACAGAGAACCAGCCCCACAGCCAGGCAGCUCAAGACGUGGAGAAGGCCCUCCUAGUGUUUGAGCACACGGGGAAGAUCCCAGUCCCGGUCAUGGAGGCUAGCAUAUUCAGGAGGUCCUACUACCUGUCCCACUUCCUGCCUGCCCUGCUCACACCGCGAGUGCUCCCGUCAGCCCCGGAUUCUCGAGAGGCUCUCAUAGAAGCCCUGAAGAGAGCAGAUAAAAUCCCCCAGUCUCUGUAUGCUGCCUACUGCCAAGCCUGCUCCACUGCUGAGAAGCCUCCAGAAGGUGCAGCCUCGGGAAUGAGGGCAGAACCCACCCAUGCUGAGGAGCCCCUGGGACCACUCAGGGUUGCGCUGAGAGAACUCAGAGCCUUGAUGGCAGACCCCACCCAGGCUGACGUUAUAUCUGCUCAGAUGGCCGUGGUUUCUGAACGACUGAGCACAGCCUUGGAGCAUGGUGACGAUGACAGCCCCCAGGGCAGAGGGAGGAUUCAGCUCAAUGUCCUUGCUCCAGAACUUCAGCAGCAGGAGCAGCUGGUGGUGGACCUCCUGCUCUCAGCUUUCUGUCAGAGCCUGAUGGUGGCCUCCAGCUCUGCCCCUCCAGAGAGGCAGGGUCCCUGGGCAGCCGCCUUUGUGAGGACCCUGUGUGGACCUACGCUGCUCCCUGCAGUCCUCACCCGCCUCUGCCAGCUGCUCCACCACCAGGGCCCACGCUUGAGUGCCUCCCAUGUGCUGGGCUUGGCUGCCCUGGUUGUCCACCUGGGUGAACCUGGGUCUGCACUCCCGGAGGUGGAGCCAGGCCCUCUUGCCCCUGCCAGCAGCCUUCCUGUCCCCAGGUUCCUCGACAGCCUCCUGACGUGCCACACCAAGGAGUCCUCGCUCUUCUGCCUGAGGUUCUGCACCGCAACGCUCUCUUACGCUUUGUGCAGGGUCUGUCCCCAGCCCUGCGACUCUUGGCACAGCUGUUUGUCUCCAGGUCUUGUCAAAAAGUUCCAGUUUCUUGUGUUCAGAUUCUUCUCAGAGGCCCGGGUGCCUCUCCCUCAGGAGGAUGCAGCUGGCCUUCCCUGGGGACCCCUGUGCCUUUCCCCUGCAGACUGGAAGAUGGCCACCCUUGCCCUGUGGAGACAGGGCCACUUCCAGGAGCUGCUCACUGGGGAGUUUCGUCUAACCUUUGGGGACUGGCUGCAACUGGAACUGGAAAUCCAACCUGGAGCUGAUGCCCUGUCAGACACAGAGAGACAGGACUUCCACCAGUGGGCAAUCUAUGAGCACUACCUCCCUGCGCCCUCUGCUUCAGGAGGCUGUGAUGGAGACCUGCAGGUGGCGUGCACAGUUCUGAUCAAUGUGCUGAUGGACUUCUAUCAAAGUUCGAGGAGUUGGAAUCACUUGGAGAGCUCUGGCUGGGUCCCUGGUGGCCACACAGGAAGUGGGGAUCUUCUUUCCAGGCUGCAGGAGAUGGUUCUUGACCUGGAGCUGGAGCAGGGUGCAGCUACUCAGGGACACUUUGUCUUCUCGGUGUUGCGCAGCCGGCUGCAGCCUCUGGCAGGUGGGGCAGGUGUGGCCACCAGCCUCCAGAGACAGCAGGAGCUGCUUGCGUGCAGACGGCUCCUCCUUCGCCUGCCUCCAUCCAUCCUGGUUGGCGGCCUGCAGGCCCGACAGCCCAUCGACCCCCUCUGCGAGGAUUUCUUUCACUUGGUCAACUCUGAGCUGAGAAACUUCUCCCAGGGAGGUGCCUUGACCCACGACAUCACCAUCCAUUUCUUCAGGGGGCUCCUGAAUGCCUGUGCACACAGCCACGACCCCUUGCUGACAGCCAACCUGACUCUGACUGGGUGCCAGACCAAAUGCCCCAUCCUUCUGACCUCUGCGCUGGCCUGGUGGUCAAGCCUAGAGCCUAUACUGCAAAGUCGGUGGAGAAAACGCUUCCAGUGCCCACUGCCCCUUGAGCUGCAGAGGCUGCAGGAAGCCCAGCAGUUUGCCAGCAACUUUCUGGCCCCUGGCUCGACUUCCCCUGCACCCAGCCCUGCCUGGGUUUCAGCUGCUGCGUUGCACUUUGCAGUGAAAAAAGUCAAGACGGAAGGUGCCAGAUGGCCGAAGCUGGACUGCGAGAGAGAGGAGCUACUGGUUCCCCUCUUUUUCUUUUCCUUAAUGGACCUGCUCUCGUCACAUCUGACCCCAAACGACACGGUUGACCCCCCGAAGGCUGUGGACACCUGUGCUGAAGUCCUUGAGUGUUUGCAGAGGCGGAGGGUGGAUUGGCUGGUGCUCUUUCAGUUGACAGAGACAGAUGCGGGGCUAGGGCACCUUCUCCUCCGCCUGGCCCCAGACCAGCACACCAAGCUGCUGCCUCUUGCCUUCUACAGUCUUCUCUCCCAUUUCAAAGACGACGCCAUCAUUAGGGAAGAGGCCUUUCUGCGUGUUGCUGUUGACAUGUACUUCAAGCUGGUCCAGCUCUUCAUGGAUGGGGAGACCAGGGCUGUGUCAGCUCCAGCCAGCAGGAGACUAGAGCUCCAGGGCCAGUCCUCUCCCCAGCCUGGCAACCCUGUACAACUGAUCACAGAAGCUCGUCUUUUUCUGCUGCAGUUAAUACCUCAGUGCCUGAAAAGCGGCUCCUCAAACAUGGCAGAGCUGCUGGCUGGUCGGGAAGACUGGGACCCUGGGGUGAGCAGCGCCCUUCUGAGCAGGCAUCGGGCUGUGCCUGACACUGACCUCUACCAGGAGCCCCGUCUCUUCUGACUGGACUCUGCUCAGUGCACCAGCCUGGCUCCUUUGUAAAUAAUUUAUUGCAAGCAUAACAUGAAGCUCUUGUUGCACUAGAAAAUGGGUUACAAAUCUCCUUGGCUGCAGAAGUUAGGAAAAGGAAUCAGUUACUCAUCAUCUGUCUGGCCUCAAGUAGCUCAGUACUUGGAAAAUAAGCUGCUGGUCCCAGAGUGACAGAAAGGCUACACGCUUCUCAAGCUCCCUUGACCAGCCAGGGAGAGAGGCGCCCUCCAGCCUGCCUGACACGUGAUUCUACACGUGGGGCAGGGAUGCAGCGUGGACUCCCAGAAGCACGCAAAGCUGUGCCCCAGUUAGAGAACGUGGAAACGUCUUUAGACCCCACCUCACACCUGCAGAGUUCCAGCUGCUCUAAGUGCCACUGUCCCACCUGCCAACCUCAGGUAGGCUCUGGCUUCACAGCCUGGCCUUCCAUGGCCCCAGAGGGGCUUGGGGACCCAGGUGGUGGCUCCGCCUCCAGGGGUAGGGCUUUGUCCUGGGUCUGUGUCAGAGGGUGCACCAUAGACAUAUGCACAUUGAGGUUGUGGGCCUUCUCAAACCGCCGGCCGCACUGGUCACAGGCAAAGUCCAGCUCUGUCUCCGCCUUGUGUUUGGUCAUGUGGUACUUGAGGGAUGCCCGCUGCCUGCACUGGAACCCACAGACUUCACACCUGGGGACAGAGGCAGGUGAGGGAGGCUGCACACCAGUCCCAGCCUCCAAGCACCCAGCCCACACUUACUGCAAAGGCUUGGCUCCUGAAUGGCGCAUCUGGUGGACAAGAAGGUGCUUCCUCUGCUUGAAGGUCUGUCCGCAUUCAUCACAGAUGUAGUUGCGUACCUCUGGAGACCAGAAAGGGAGUGAGCAUGGGUCCCCAAGACACAUUAGCCCCGUGGUGUGUAACCUGGCACAAACACUGUGUGCCCACGCCAGGGCCUUGUUCACAGAUGGGUAUUUUCCGAAUAUAAACAAAAGCUUCUGAAUGGUGCA